CAAGUGGUAUGCAACAAAUGCAAUCUGUUGUAGGCAUAGGCAAUACAUUUUCAAUUUAUUACUGCGAACGCAGAUUUUCAAAUAUUGUAAAACUUUUUCAUUAAAAACUAGACAAACUAAAAAAAAUGAUGAAUCAUCAUUCAUCAUUUUCAGUUUCAAAAUACUAUACCAAAGCUUUUUAACAGGAUUAGCGUGGUGAGGAAAAUAGGAAAAUUAUCACACUAAAUGGUAUAUUUUAUAUUCAAUCAGAUAUGGUUCAUUAUUUCUUCUUCUGCAUUUAUAUGAAAUAGCGUCUCUAUAUUUCCCAAUAUAUAUUUCUGUUAUUGACAUCUAAAUGUUGUCACUCUAUAUUGAAAAGUUUGGUUAUGUUGGUUAUGAAGUUUAUUGAUUUAUGAAAAGAAUGGCGGUUAUCCAUAUGUUAUCGUUGUCAAUUUUUUUUGUGUUACUAUUUACUUUUAAUUUAACAUGCUGUGAAGUAAAAAAGUUUCCACUUUUAAUGCCUAAUGUAUAUCCAGCUAGACCUGACUUAUACAUUUGCACACCCGUUCGAAUUGUUGAUGAUAAAACAUUUUAUAUAGUGGGAUUUGAACCCAAUGCUACAAUGCACGUUGCUCAUCAUAUGUUACUUUUUGGAUGUGGUCAUCCUGGAUCUAAUAAAGAAAUAUGGGAUUGUGGAGAAAUGUCAGCAGCUGACUCAUAUAGCACUUUGAAAAAGGCUCCCCCAUGCAGAGACGGUAACCACGUUUUGUAUGCUUGGGCAAGAAAUGCAAAAUCAUUAACAUUACCAGAUGAUGUUGGUUUCCAAGUUGGAAAAGGAACUGGUAUACAGUAUUUGGUUCUGCAAGUUCAUUACACCAAACCAUUUCCAGAGGGACAGACUGAUAAUUCUGGAUUGUUUCUAAUGUAUACAGAAGAACCUCAGAGUAAACUAGCAGGAGUGCUGCUAUUAGGUGUAGGAGGAAUAAUUCCACCAAAAAGCCAAACUUAUAUGGAGACCGCCUGUGAAAUUGAAGAAAACAAAGUUAUACAUCCCUUCGCAUACAGAACACAUACGCAUACUUUGGGGAGAGUAGUUUCUGGAUAUAGAGUUACAAGAGAUGAAACUGGAGAAGAUCAUUGGUCUUUAUUGGGCAAACGAGAUCCUCUGACACCUCAGAUGUUCUACCCGAUAUUUGAUAGUACCCCAAUUAAAUAUGGAGAUCGUUUGGCUGCUAGAUGUACAAUGGAUAGUUCAAAUAGGAACAGAUAUACACAAGUUGGCCCUACUAAUAACGAUGAGAUGUGUAAUUUUUAUAUCAUGUACUAUGUGAAAAAUGAUACACCUUUAACUAGAAAAUAUUGUACCACCGUUGGACCUCCAUACUACAGAUGGGCUUUGGACAAAGAAAACGAUUUAAAUAAUAUUCCAGACGAAGAAGCAUCUACAUUGGACUAGAUUAUAAUUUAGACUGUUCACUAAGACUUCCCCUAAUCCUUUGAGAGAAUCUAAUUAGUAUUUUUAUAUAAUUUGAAUGACACACAAAUGAGACAUUUCAUCAUAACAUAAUUUAGGAUAUUGCAAUGAAACAAUCAUUUUGACUUUCUAUACUUACUUCAAUUCAGUACAACCGACAGUUUUCCUCCAUUGUUUGGUAACUUUACAUGUGUGAAGAAGAGAAUAUCAGUCUAUAAUACCUGUCUUCUGAUCUUUCAUACUCCCAAAAGAAAGUACCUACUCUUGAAUGUUUAGCAUUUUCAACCAUGUAUUUUUUGUAUAAAUAAAUCCUAGCAGAUUUCCUCUACUCAGUGUGCCUUUACUUUAUGUACGUGAAUUCCACAUAUGUGUAUAUGUGAUAGUUUUCCAGCUCUAAAUGAAUCUCAAUAAAUUUUUCAAGAUUUUUGGUCACUCUUCUUAUUACCAUUUAUUACUAAUUUUUGUGUAUUCAUCAAGAUUUUUAUUUUUGUAUAAAGAAAAGGUAUGCUGGAGUUUCUAAAGACAUGGAGUAGAUGCUUUUGGUGUUGAACUGAUUUGAUGUGAUAUAAACAAAUUUCAAGUUGUAGGUAAAACACUGCAAUGAUGACAAACUUUUAAUUCAAAUGGUGUCUGUUAUGUGUGUCAAAUAAUGAAUAAUAUUGACCAAUUAUUUAGUUACUUUGAAACUUUUCUGACUUUACUUACUGGAACUUUAUCUUUAAUGCUGAAGGCUCGAAGUUUAAAUAACGCUUUUUAUCACAACCUGACAGUAUAAUUUUAGGACUUUCAAAACCAUUAAUGUAAUAAGUGUUUAUAUAUAUAUAUAUAUAUAUAUAUAUAUAUAUAUAUAUAUAUAUAUAUAUAUAUAUAUAUAUAUAUAUAUAAAUAAACACUGGAUACUUUCACACAAUUCAAUAUGAAAUUUCAGCUCCAAUAACAUUUAUAAUUAUUAAAAAUAUAUUUUGUUUGUAGACACAUAGAAUACACCACAUUCCAGUACCAGUAUUCGCUAGCACUACUAAUUGCACACUAAUAGAAUAGUAUGAAUUUAUAGUAGAAGAAGUUCCAUCCAUUUUUGUAUUAAAAAAUGCUUAGUUUCAGUUAUUAGAAGGACUAGUGUAUUUUUUUCGACUAUUUGCUAUGAGAAACAGGUAAGAAAUAAAACCUGAACGACUAGAAUUCGCAAAACAUCAACCAAAAAAAUUUCAUAAUUACACUGUCUGAUGCGCAUUAUAAUAACAAAGUUAACAUCUUCAGAGUCUUCAAUUUACUUUACGAUAACUUGGUUAUCAGAACGCGUGUCGAUAUUGAUGUAGUGGUAGUUAAUAGUCUGUUCAGUUUGAAUAUCACCCACGGCUCAAGUAAUUCAAACUCCAACAAAUGCUAAUCAAAGAUAACAAAAGAAAAAACUUGCAAACUAACAUAUACAUAUAAAAAAAUACAGGUUUAUAACUGUUAGAAUAUAAACCGGGCGCUAUCAUUUAUUAGCAAUUAGUCUGAGCAAUGUAUGUACCUAUAAUACAGAAUUCUGAUGGCAGUUUAUUCGUUAUCCAAUUAAAAAAAUAUAAAUAAAUAACUGGAGGUCACUUAAUUCAAGUCAUACUUCAUUACAGAUUUUCUUUUCUAUAGAAAUAAUAUCAAAUCGAUAGAGACAGAAAUUAAUUUAAUUUUUGAGCAAAAUGUCCUGAAAAAACAAUUAAUUGCUUAUUGCUCAAAGGUUUCAAAGUUCCUCUUGAAAAGUUGGAAAUAUAUUUACAUAGUGAUCUAAAAGAUAAAUUAAAAAUGACAUUUUCAUAAUUUCAUGUGAGAUUUUGCCAAUAUGUUCUAUACUUUAGUCGUGUCAAUCAUUUUGUAUGAAAAACUGAUCUGAAUACAUAAUAAUUAAGAGUUGAAACAAUUUGAAGCAUGUUGCCAAAAUUUGAAUUGUCUAUUAUUUAUAAUUUGGGUAAUAAAUAAUUAGAGUUUGCUUUCAGGAUAAUUUUAAUAAUAUUGAAGUGUAAUAUUUGAAGAAACUUCCUGUUCUCAUUGUUACCACUACCUUCUAUAUACAAUUACAGUUUUUUACUAUCUGAAGUAGGGUAUGAUUUUAUUUGAAAUUAUAAUUUGUGAUAGACUUCAAACAAGCUAAAAAUUGAUACAUGAUUAAUUUGAGAAUUUUCAUUUGGAGAAGGCAUUUCCUAUUUCACACUAUCAUGAAAUGAUGCAUAACAAGGGGGUUGUUCUUGAUCUGCAUUUUUUCUCUCAACCAGUAGAGUUGUAUUCAUAGUCUCAUAGUAUCUUAUGCAGAAAAUGAAGCUUGUGUUAUUUUACUAUAAUGUUUGUCACAAUUCUUCGGUCAAUUAUUAAAUUUGUCGAUGGUAUUUCAACUAAGGAACCUGAAUCAAAUGACACUUCAUAAUUCUUGAAUGUAUCCAUAGUGCUCAACCAAGUGACCUUUAUUUGGUGUUCUACUUUUAUGUUUCAACCAGAAUUAUGUUAGGUGCUAAGGGGCUUGUAGUAUUUUGAGGCAGAGGGAAUAUGGCUAGUUUCAGAAAUAUUAGGAAAAGUACAUAGAGAAUAAAAUAGUGAUUAUAUUUAUAAUACUGUAUUUGUGUAUAAGUUUUAUGGUAGCAUUGUGAAAGUCAAAAUUUCAUUUAAAAUUAUAAAUUAUGGGAAAUAUUUACAGGUUUAUUAUAUUUUGUCUUUUAUUCUAAAAUGAAUGUAUCUUCAUUUUAUGUAGUACGUACCUUUAUACUAAUUGUACGUGUCUUAUAGGAUUGACAUAAUUUUUUAAUUAUUGUAAAUUUGUGAAUUUAGUGGUAAUAUAUAACUGCGAAGGUGCGUGUUAUUUUUAAAAUGAGGAUUUAAUGCAUUUAUUUAUUUAAAAUGAGAGUAUAUAGGGAGAACCUAUUCAGUUGUGAUGUUUCUUUGUAUAUUUUUGUUUUUGUAACAAUCUCCAUCCUUAAUUUUAUUUAUUCUUUAUUAGUUAAAUACCAAUAUUGAAAUUUCAUUUUUUUUAUAUAUUGAUAGGAAUUUUGGCCAAUGGUGUUUUUAUUUAGCAAAAAGUUCUAUGUACUUAAUAUAUUCGUUGUCCGAUAAAUGUGAUAGGAAUUAUGGAUCUUAAAACAUUUUUUAUGCCAUUUGGGAAAUUUUAAAUUACAGUCAUAAGGAUGUUUUUGAUAAUGUGCAUUAGCAUUAUCAAAACAUCCUUAUUUUAAAAACGAUACAGAAUGUUGUAGCUAUGUGAUUUAUAGCAAGAAAAGUGUAUUGCUCGAGAUCGGUUUUUUAAAAGAAAAAAAAAGAAUCUACAACAUAAAAAAAUUCCCUCUCUCUUCCUUUUUUUCAGUAAUAUUCUGGAAUGUUUUUGUAUUUUUAAAAUGCAGUUAUUCUUUGGUUCAUUUUACAUAUUUUUUGCGCACAAAUCAGGAAGUUUAACAUCAUAUCAGUAAUAGACUAUUUUGCGUUGAAUAUCAUAUCAGUAGUAGACUAUUUUGCGUUAGUCUUUUAUGCUGUGAAACUUUUAGUCAAUCGUACUUAAUCAUGAGUGAAUAUAGCUAAAAAUAUAUAAAAACCAGUAUUAAAUUUAUUGAUGUUAAGUUUUUCAUACAUUUUAUUUAUCGUGUUGGUAACUAUUGUGUUAACAUGUUCAAAAUGAAAGUAAAUGUACAAAUGACAAAUAUGUAUAUUCUACUAAUAUUACAAAUAAAAGUGACUUGUGAGAUGAGCAGGUAAAUUGGGUAUAUUCUCAACUUUUUUAAUAAGUUUACUGAUUUAAAAUUAUCUUUACAGAAGAAUUUUCAUGGAAUUGCUGCCGAUGAAUCAAAUUAACUGAGAAAUUAGACAGAAAUUAUUGUAUUCAGGAAUAAUUACCAAUUUUGAUUUAAAAUUAUAUAAAACUAAUCUAAUCGAUUAUAAUAUAUACAAUUAAUACAAAAAGGAGUCUUGUUUUUGGAUAUUUACUUUCCUAACGACAUUUAAAUGGCAGUACAUAAAUAGUUCCUUACUUUGUUCCAGUUACUGUACAUACAUCUGCUCUGCUAUAUGUGGUAGUGUGACUGUUCAUAAUUAUUAUUGUUUGCAUAGUUAUUAGAUAUAUAUAAAAAAUUUCCCAAGAUAGAUUCGGUUUUUUUUUUGGUCUAAACAUCAAAUCUAAUUUAAUUGCAAAAUACCUUAUGUAAUACUAUAACUUGUAAUUCUCACAUGAUUUUUUAUUUGUACAUAUUUUCGCCAAAUAUAUUAAUGGUAACAGAGUGUGUCACUCCUUCAUUAUACCUCAUUAUGAUUUGAAAUAGCCAGUUUGGGAACUCAUAAUGUAUAUUGUUAUUAGCUUUUUAAAUUAUAAACUACAUCUGAGUGACUCGUUCUGUAUAAAUUCAAGUACUUUGUUAUUUUCGAGAUUUUUGCUUCAUUUUGGUCAUGUCAAAUAAUAAGAACCUAAUUGUAAAGAAUUUACGCUAUACAGAAACAGAGAAAUAUAAAAUAUUGUAUAUAAGAUUCUAUUUUUAAUUGGAAUAUAUUAUUUUCUU
Diorhabda sublineata is the source of this 5958-nucleotide messenger RNA. RefSeq names its product peptidylglycine alpha-hydroxylating monooxygenase. Gene Ontology annotation, biological process: peptide metabolic process. NCBI's taxonomy places the organism in Eukaryota, Metazoa, Arthropoda, Insecta, Coleoptera, Chrysomelidae. The transcript has 10 exons. Gene Ontology annotation, molecular function: oxidoreductase activity, acting on paired donors, with incorporation or reduction of molecular oxygen, reduced ascorbate as one donor, and incorporation of one atom of oxygen; copper ion binding. The coding region runs from base 392 to 1435 and encodes 347 amino acids. The record is from RefSeq and is a predicted model, not a curated record. Gene Ontology annotation, cellular component: membrane; extracellular region.